Chiloscyllium plagiosum (whitespotted bambooshark) is the source of this 6451-nucleotide messenger RNA. It is a transcript of the gene wdr24, whose product is annotated as WD repeat domain 24. Gene Ontology annotation, cellular component: GATOR2 complex; cytosol; vacuolar membrane. The record is from RefSeq and is a predicted model, not a curated record. Gene Ontology annotation, biological process: positive regulation of macroautophagy; cellular response to amino acid starvation; positive regulation of TORC1 signaling. Lineage: Eukaryota; Metazoa; Chordata; Chondrichthyes; Orectolobiformes; Hemiscylliidae. Gene Ontology annotation, molecular function: protein binding.
GUCUUCAAUAAGUUUAAAUUUUUCUUGUUAAACAUGGAAUUACAAAGUUAAUCUUGACUGUAUUUUAGGAAUGUAAAUGAUAUCCUACAGUAUUUUACUUGAAAUAUUUGAAUUGUAUUUCAGAACAAAAUGACUUAUAAAAAUGUUCCAGGUUGUGAACAUUAUGUCAAUUAAACUAAUUCCACCUUUUCACAGUAGUGAGGCAUAAAACUAAAAUUAAACUUUUCCAGUAUAUAUUUUGAUUAGGAAUUUUGUCUUUCUACAUUGGUGUCUCGCUUGUCAUGUGUCUGGUAGUGACUGGUAACUAUUUUAAAGGAAAGUCAAAACUUCCACUUAAUAGUUGAAAGAGUAGCUCCACAAGAUUUCACAUUAAGAUUUCUCUGACAAAUUGGUGAAAUAUAAUUUGAUAACACUUUUUAGUUGGAGACAGAGCAUACUUUGAGUUACAGGACUUUGCCCUUUUAAUUCCAGUGAAUAACCGACUUCAUGGAAAUGCUUUUACAAUGUCCAGUAAGUAGUCAAUUGUUUUUGUUUUGACACCAUCUGUAGGGAGUCUUAGCUUCUGAAGAUUUACUUUCAUUCCUUUUCUUAGUCUGGUAACUUUUAUCUCUAGGGCUGCCUUUUAUGGUGAGGAACCUGGCCUGUGAUUUUCAGGAUGAUUGUUGAUUAGCUAUCCUUGACCAUCACAACUCUCUUUUAUUUUCGAAGUAAAUGCACAGUUUAACACAUAACUAUACAACCUGACAUUCUCAACACCUUCCUGGCACUUUGGAGACUAGCAUUCUAACCACUAUAAGCGCAGAUAUUGUGACCAUUACCUCCUGAGUUUAAAGUCCUAACCUCUUCCUAAUAAAAUUCCACAUUUGUUUGAUCUUUAGCAUUCCCCGUCACCCAGUCCUGCUGUCAAAUAAACUUCAGAACCAUCUUGUGGCCCCUUCAUUUUACCGUCAAUCUUAGACACCAUGCCAAAUGACAUCAAUAUUUAAAUUUCAUGUUAUUUACAACUGAGGGCUAACGUUUUGAAUUCGGAUAUACUGUGGCAGUAUUUACUUUUUAAAAUUGGAAUUAGUAUGAUUUAUUGAUUAAACACUACCCCAAUUCUUAUUAAUAUCCACCACAGUCUUGCAGCUCCCUCCUGUUCUGCAUUUCAAUAGGAAAUAAAAGCUUGAGUGGUUGGGAAAAUACAAAUGUAUUUCUCCAUUCAACUCACCAUUUUUUGUUUACAAAGGCCAUGUUUUGUCGUGUGUUGAAGUUAUCAUAGAAUUUCCACAAUUGCUUGAUCUCUGAUAUGACCACAGUCCUGUGGGAGGAUGCAUGACCUACAAGUACAAAUUCAGUAACUGUGUUUGUUCCAUACUCUUAUUGUCAAUAGAAAAAGGGUUGUUUAAUGAAGAAUUGGCUGACUUGUGAAUAAGUUUUAGAAGCAUCAAGGCUGGUGAACCUGCCAGCUGGAAUUUCAGUAAUGUUGAAAUUUGAAUCUGGAAGUUAAGGGGUAUCUCCAGCAGUUGAAGCUGUUUAAUUGGUAGUUUUGGUAAAUUGACAAAAUAAAAGUCAAUGGAGAGGAGGCAGAAAAUACUACUACUGAAGUACUACUUCAGUCCAUCCUCAUUCUAGUCAAUGUUAAUGCUGUAAAAUUGCCUCCUGUCUUAUCAAAUUAACCAAAUCUCUAACUAGAAUGUACAUCUUCAUUCAAAUCCAUUUGUGGAUCUUGUAAAGUAAUUCCAUGCAAGUUGUCAGAAUCUAGCCCAUUUUGUAGAAAUGGCAGAAUACUCUUGGUCUGCUCUUUUGCUUGUUAAUCCUCACAUAGUACUGUAAUGGAUAAUAAGGGCUGGCUAAUAACUGGAUAAUAAUUCUGUUCAAUCUCUAUAAUUUUAUCUUGCUGAACUUGUUUUUUAAACCCUAUUUAUACUGAGACAAAGAGGAAUAAAGUCAACAAGGUAUAGCAUCAGAAAGAGAAAUGCUUUUUGCGUAUCAUUUGAACCUUGGUUUGGACUUCAUCUCUGAACUUCACUCCGAUAACAUAUUUGACUGGAUUAAAAAAUGACAUUGCCUACCUUAAACUGAAAAGAGUACGAUUUGACCCAGGAUGAUGUCAAUUAUACCCUUUGCUAGUUGGACAUGGCCAAAGCAGUGUAUUCUAAGGCUGCAAGUUGAGGAUGUUACUGGGGGUGUCUUAAGCUGUAUUAGCUUUCUGAGGCUUUUAACAAAAUAGAUGUGAACCUUGGGUUCUGCCAAUGUGAGGAGUUUAAUUCAACUUGACUGUGUUUAUGGAACAAUGAUGAUUUGCACACUACAACAUAUUGAUGUAUUUUAUCAGAUAAGCUGACUUGUCAAUAAGGACCAAUUUGUCAACAGUUUGAAACGUGGAACUGUGGUUUUCCUGUCAGAUCGGGCAUUCUGGCGUAAUUGAGAACGGCAGCUCCCACUUCAUAACUGGCAACGUUGCCUGAAGUUACUUGUGUUUUCGAUGGAGAAGAUGGCACGAGUGACCACAGUCCUGAGUGGCUCAACCAUCACAGGCCGAACUAUGUUCUGCCACCUCGAUGCACCGGCCAACGCCAUUAGCGUAUGUAGGGACGCUGCUCAGGUAGUAGUGGCUGGUCGCAACAUCUUUAAAAUCUACUCCAUAGAAGAGGAACAGUUUGUGGAAAGGGCAAAUCUCCGAGUUGGGCGUAAGCUGUCCCUGAAUUUCAGCUGUGCUGAUGUGGUGUGGCAUCAGAUGGAUGAUAAUUUACUGGCAACAGCAGCCACAAAUGGAGCCGUGGUCACCUGGAAUCUGGGCAAACCAUCUCGCAACAAACAGGAUCAGCUUUUCACUGAGCACAAACGCACUGUCAAUAAGGUCUGCUUCCACCCGAACGAGGUCAACAUGCUGCUGAGUGGUUCUCAGGAUGGCUACAUGAAGUGCUUCGAUCUUCGGAAGAGGGAAUCUGUGAGCACCUUCUCUGGUCAGUCAGAAAGUGUCCGGGAUGUCCAGUUCAGUAUAAAAGACUAUUUCGCAUUUGCUGCUUCAUUUGAAAAUGGUAAUGUUCAGCUCUGGGACAUAAGACGGCCAGAUAGAUAUGAGCGCAUGUUUACAGCACAUAAUGGACCUGUCUUCUGCUGUGACUGGCACCCAGAUGAUAGAGGAUGGUUAGCAACUGGAGGACGAGAUAAAAUGGUGAAAGUAUGGGACCUGUCAACAACCAGAACCAAAGAGGUCUAUUGUGUCCAGACUAUUGCCUCAGUAGCACGGGUGAAAUGGCGACCAGAAAUGAAGUACCAUCUAGCAACCUGCUCCAUGAUGGUAGAUCACAACAUUUACGUCUGGGAUAUCCGACGCCCGUACAUCCCAUUUGGAAUGUUUGAGGAGCACAAGGAUGUGACCACAGGAAUUAUAUGGCGUCAUAUUCAUGAUCCUUAUUACCUUCUUUCUGGAUCGAAAGACAGUACUCUGUACCAACACAUGUUUAAAGAUGCCAGCCGACCUGUUGAUCGUGCCAACCCUGAAGGGCUGUGCUAUGGGCUGUUUGGAGACUUGGCUUUUGCAGGGAAAGAUAGCAUGUUUACCAGUGACUCAAAUCGGAAAACCUACGGAGGCGAGAGACGCUAUCCCAUUUUUUUCUUCAAGAAGCCGGAUUUAUCAGAGCAAUUUGCAAAUGUGUCCAGUUCUCUGAAUGUGUUUGAAAUGGAAGGGGGCAGCAACUCCGUGGACUGGUUUGUCAACAUGGCACAACAGUACAUGCUGACUGGUCGGUCGCUGGCUGAGCUCUGUGAUCAUAAUGCCAAAAUCGCGAAAGAAUUAUAUCGUUAUCAGGUGGCUCAGACAUGGACAAUGCUGAGGAUCGUCUACUCCAACCCAGGUGCUAUCUCAUCAGUCAACUUGAAUCAAAGUAUAGGCAAGAGCGGAGGCUUGCCUCUUAUGAACAGUCUGAAGGAGCUAUCCGUAGCACUUAACAAUGAGCCGAGGUUGGAGCGAGGGAAGGCAGAAAAUUGGCAAGAAAUGAAUCACAUGCAUUCCUCAAACCCUUUGAUCACUGCAAAUGAAGAGAAUGAGGAGACAGAAGGUAGUGAUGUGCCGGCUGAUUACCUGUUUGGGGAUGUGGAAGGAGAUGAAGAUGACCUCUACAUGGUGGACCAUGAAAAUGCGCCUGCAGAGGAACAGGAGUACAUUUUGCCUCAGGAAGCAUUUCAACUGCGUCAUGAAAUUAUAGAUAAUCCUUCUGCUCCAGACCAUCUUCAGGACAAAGUGGAAUCUCCACAUGUCAGUGGGAAUGAAGCGGAGACUGUAUGUUUGACUCCAAUUGAAUCCUUCUCCCUCAUGUCAAUCUCCCAGCCCCUGUAUGAUGCCUAUCUGCCUGCUGAUUAUUUUAAUUCUCUUGUGAAAGACAUGCUACAUUACUAUGCAGAACAGGGAGAUGUGCAGAUGGCUGUAUCGGUUCUCAUCGUACUCGGGGACCGUAUACGGAAAGAAAUUGAUGAACAGACACAGGAACAUUGGUACACAUCAUAUAUUGACCUUUUGCAGCGAUUCAAAUUAUGGAAUGUCUCAAAUGAGGUGAUCAAAUUGAGCACGUGCAGCUCUAUCAACUGUUUUAACCAGGCAUCAACCAGUCUUCAUAUCAACUGCAGCAAUUGCAAACGACCAAUGAGCAGCAAAGGCUGGGUCUGUGAUAGAUGCCGCCAGUGUGCUAGCAUGUGUGCUGUGUGCCACCAAGUUGUUAAAGGGCUGUUUGUUUGGUGCCAAGGAUGUAGUCAUGGUGGGCACUUACAACACAUCAUGAAUUGGUUAAGGACUAGUUCACAUUGCCCAGCUGGAUGUGGCCACCUCUGUGAAUAUACCUGAAAAAGAGUGACUGGAUUUCAUUGUUCACUGGAUGUGGACAACACUACAACUUCAAACAAAAUCAUUUUAAAAGAAUGCUUCAGAUACAAAGAAAUGGCUUAAAUUGGGGACAGUGAAAGUCAACUGAUCCACCAUUUAAAAGUUAGCUGUGAAAUCUUUGUUACAGUUUUGUCUCCUUUCACCUGUUCUUUUUGAAGUGGUAUCAGCAAGAACGAAUUUUAAAAAGGGCCUUUGGAAUGUAUCUUAUUGGAUGAAGGCUUGCUUUCCAGUCACUGAUAAUAUAGUACUGAAAUGUGCCUCAAAGCAACACACUAAUGUAGAAAGCUGCUUUGUAAAAACAACUGGAACAGAUCCCAUAUUGAUAUGAGCAGGUGUGAAACCGUUUUAUCAUAAACAUGAUGACUGGGCCUGUUGUCUUAUCUGCAUACGCACAAAUUAAUGCAGCUGAAGUUAUAGUCAGGCUCAAGAAAAAUGUUUACAAUCUCGGUAGGUUAAUUUGGGUAGUCAAUAUCACUUAAUGCUGAAAGAAUAACUACAGAAGCGGGUCAUUCGGUGCCUUCUGCAUACUGAGUGUCUUGUCCAUAAAACUGCUCUAUCAAGUCUGUUUCCCUUGCCCAGAGCAGGUAGAGAACUCAAGAAUCCCCUCCAAUUCUGUGGGAUUGUCAGCAUUAGGUCCAAUAGAUUAGAAACUUCAACAUUGCAUGAAGUGAAGAAUGCCCUGAUCUAGAGUUAGUAGACAUAAAGAAUUGGCAAAGAAUGCAUCAAAUUUAGUUAUAAAACAUCCAUUAGCUGUUUUAAAAUUUACAAUUCCCUCGUGUAGGAGCCUCAGCAGCAUUCCAGCUAUAUUGCCUCAAUUAAAGUAAUACCCUAGAUAGAUGGGGUCAACAAGCAAUUUCAGUUCAGCCACAUUCUACUAGUCUUCAAUUGAGACAUUGCUACAUAUAAAACUGACUGCCUCAUUAGUCUGUUUUCCAGGUUAUAUGCUGCAUUCUCAGCAAAUGUCACAUUUUAGUUCAUCUACAAUUGCACUAGGAUGCAAUGGAAUUUUAAUAAAACAAAACUUAUUUCUUGGCUAUAAUCUCUAGCAAAGAAAUAGUCUAGCCUCAUUUAUGUAGGUAUUUCAAUGGUUUUCCAUUAGGUUUUAAUUUUGUUGAGAAUACUUAAGAAAACAUUGUCUUUGAGUUAUAUUCCAUACAUAAAGAAAACCUCAUGAUCCAUAGCUAGGUGUACAAUUUUUGAUGAAUUAUAAUCGAGACUUUAACACAAAAUGAAAGUUAAAUGAACUUCUGCAUGUUAUUGGAGAUUGAAAUUGUGAGAGGACUGAAGGUUGUCAGAAAAUUAAUUUACAGUCAUCUUACACUUGUAUUAUAAAUAUCUUUGUUAUAUUUCUUAAGACUAGAGUACUUUUAAAAAUAUUUAUAACAGAGUUUAUUUUACAUUGAAUUCUGAAUCCUGCUAGAACUAUUAGUGUACUCCUGCAAAAGUGCUUAAAAUAAACCUUGGUUGCAAUAGUUUCUCAUUAUUUAAUUCAUUCUCCAGUCCAGCACAUGAUUUUCCUCAUAUUAUAAUGUAUUUGAUAAUGUCAUUCUCUCAGGUUGAUGUAAAUAAAGCUAUUCAAUCAUCGGC